This is a messenger RNA of Wasmannia auropunctata (little fire ant), 1028 nucleotides long. Its product is annotated as chondroitin sulfate proteoglycan 4-like. The coding region runs from base 1 to 789 and encodes 262 amino acids. The transcript is spliced from 4 exons. NCBI's taxonomy places the organism in Eukaryota, Metazoa, Arthropoda, Insecta, Hymenoptera, Formicidae. The record is from RefSeq and is a predicted model, not a curated record.
AUGCACAGGAAAAGGCCAACGUUUCUCACCGACAUGGGACUGCUAAUGUUCUUAGCGGUAACAGCCUCGCUGUUGGGUUACUGCCAAACGGACGAAAAAGUGUCGUUUUACGGGGCGAGCUACAUCCAUCUUCCGGUUCAAGAGGCCAAGGGUGCUACUGACAUCAGUUUCCGGUUCCGAACUCAUCUCGCCGAUGCUAUGCUGCUAUUGGCUGCUGGCAAGACGGAUUACUGCCUGAUCAAACUCGAAGCCGGCAGAUUGAAGGUCCACAUUAAUCUGGGCGCGGGUGAGAAUGAGAUGGCGAGCGCCCGCGGGUUGACACUGAACGACCUCAGUUGGCACGAGGUCAAUUUGACAAGACGCGAGGCCAACAUCAGCCUGCAGAUCGACGUGAUACACACGACGAGGUCCCAACUGCCGGGUCGCUUUUUCGAGCUGAACAUACACUACGGCGUUUUCAUCGGCGGACAGGGCGACUUCAACGAGCUAUUUCUAGGUCACACGGAUUAUCUGAGAGGAUGCAUGGCCGACAUAAUUUACAACGGCGCCAAAGUUAUAGAGUACGCCAGGUCGAGAAAGGGCCAGUCGGAGGCAACAGCCGUAACGUGGGGCUGCUCGCCGGAAUUCGACGCCACGAGGAGCACGGAAGUCAGCUUUGUCGAGGACGGCGCCUUCGUCGCCAUUCCGCGCCCCAUUCCGCGCUCCGGUUCGAGGUAUAUAGCAAAAGUACCGCUUUCCGCUGUAAUGUAUACACCCCCAUUUAUCAUCGUCGCACCUACGGGACCGUAGAAAACGUAAUUAAACUGUCGCUACGCAACCGUAUCAACUAAAUCAUCGAUAAUGUUUAUAUAUCGAUGCAAGAAAGGAGACGCGGCGCUUUAUCUCGCUGAGCUGUAUUACACCGAAUUCAGUGUUGUUUACUUGAUUAUCUUAAUCCACUUAAUUAUCUUUGCCGUUAUUUGUACGUGGCUUUGCAUUUUACUCGAGGAUGACAAUUUGGGAAGAAACUUCAGAGAUAUUGUAAAAUU